Molecule: messenger RNA, 1167 nt
Organism: Effrenium voratum
Lineage: Eukaryota; Dinophyceae; Suessiales; Symbiodiniaceae
Source: the annotation of a GenBank genome assembly
AUGGCCACCAAGAUGUGGGGAGAUUCCUGCGAGAGAUGUUCCUUGACCCUGCAGGACGACACCUCGUGUUCAGCGCCCACAUCCCCACCAGCGCUGGCCUCGAUCAAGUCUUGGGCCUUGGGCAAGGGCGCAGGAAGCUCUCGUACCGCGAUCCCCAUAAAAAUGCCCAGGUGCGCUGAGGUGCAGAGGCUGAGAGGCAUGCACCCGAACUGCGCGGCCUUGACGCCGUUGGAGGCCGUCUAUUUCGGCUACAUCCCGUCCCUGAUCUACUCGGUCAAGACGGGGGACUUGGACCUGAAGGAGCGGUUCCGGGAGAUCAUACCUGCUGCAGAGUCGGAGCUCCCAAUCCUGGCAAAGUCUUUCCUGUCAGAGUCUUUCCUGUCAGAGUUCUUCACUGGCGAACGGGGUCCAGACCACGAUCCAGUGCGAGCCUUCGAUGCCCUCACUGAAUCCCCCAAAAAGGGGCAGAUCCGGUGGAUUCUUGCCUAUGUGGGACAGAUGUGCUGCCACCUGGGUUGGAAACAGGUUGGUGCAUGGAUCGAGGAGCUCCCGAGCUGGUCGGGAAAGGUUGAGAGCGGCCAAGACUGGGAGACCGUGUUGCUGGUCGCUCUGUGCCUUCGAUGCUAUGAGGCCAAGUACAGCGAGCCCCACGAGCUGCUGGGACUGGCAAAAGGGGCUCUACGGCCCGCUGCGGUGUAUGUGGAGAAGGUGCCGCAGGAAAAUUCUACCAACCAAGAAGUCAUACUGGCCUGGUGGAAGGGGCAGCCGAUCGACACAUACCCCUACAUAGCGGUGCUGUCGCCCACUUUUUCUAAAACGGAAAUCGUGGACGCCAUGUGGGUGUAUCAAAAGGAUGCAACGGCCAGUUGCCUGGUGAGGGGCAUGCAAGCCAAACUAGGCAGCGCCUACCCGAAGCAGGAUAUGCCCCUUGGCAUGCUGGGGUUGCUGUUCCGUGGCCAGGCACCGGACACCACCCGUAACUUGAGAAAGGCAGCGGUGGAAGUAUCUAACUGCGAGCGAGAUUCAGAGUUUUCUGGGCAAAUCUUUGACGGCUGCUUGUCCCGCUCACUGGCCCAACGUGAAACCAUGAGCCCUGACAGCGUUGUGUCUUCCUUGUCUCAGAGCUUUUUGGUACAGCGUAUUCAGUUUCGUGGCAAAGCAGAUUGA